UUUCUCCCACUAUCUCAUUCUCACACACACACUGCGAAACACAAAAAACAACAAAAAUGGCAAUCGGUUACAGAGACACCGCCGGCGAUUCCACCUCUGCCGACGACCCGCUCUUCCUAUGGCUUCAGAAGAUUAAAAAUUCGACGGAAGAUCUACUCUCUGGUAGAAAUUCCGGCGAAAAUCUCGAUAAGCUUCUACAUGACUGUAUCUCAACAUACAAGCAAGACGCUCGCUACAGAAAUGACGUCAGAUUCCUCAAGAUCUGGUUUCUCUACCUUGAGGGCAGUGAAGAUUUUGAGAGUGUUUAUAGAGAAGUUGAAGAGAACGAGAUAUGCAUAGGGCAUUCGCUGCUCUAUGAAUGGUAUGCUAUUUUUCUCGAGGCCAAAGGAUUAUGGCGAAGAGCUAAUUUGGUUUAUCGAACUGGUCUUUCCAGGAAGGCUGAACCAUUUCACAGGUUAAAAGAGGCACACUCAUUGUUCUUACAAAGAAUCUCAAAGAGGACCAAAUCAUCUUCCCUUGAAAAGGUUGGUAAUGAUGCUCAGGCCACUGACUCUGGGACGGGUUUUGUAAAUCCCUGGGCAACCUCCACUGUGGAAGACUUACUUCACAAGAUAAAACCAGAGCUUGUGAAAUAUGAUGGUUACUAUAUAAGCAACAAACGUUUUCCUGGAAAAGCCAACCUGUCAACUUUGCAGAAUUUUUCCAGAAAUAAGAUCAUUGAGAUAGGUGGAAGGAAGUACCAGAUCAAGGGUUGUGCUGGUCAAGGUGGCUUUGCUCCAGUGUUCAAAGCAUACAUUGACAGCAAUCCUGAUGAAGUAGUUGCUCUAAAGGUACAAAAUCCACCUUUCCCUUGGGAAUUCCAAAUGUAUCGCCAGCUUGAUUGCAGGAUCCCAGAGAACCAAAGAUCAAGUUUUGGGUUGGCUCAGAGAGUGCACGUGUAUUCAGACUACAGUAUACUUGUGUGCGAUUAUCUAUCACACGGGACACUCCAGGACGUCAUAAACUCGUAUGUCGUUGUUGGCAAGUCCAUGGAAGAAGUUUUGUGCAUGUAUUACACAAUAGAGAUGCUGUACAUGCUGGAAUCUUUGCACAGCGUUGGAAUCAUUCAUGGUGAUUUCAAGCCAGACAAUCUACUGAUUCGAUACCCUCCAGAAAACUUAACUGAGACUGGAUUUCAUGAGAAAACAGGUUCUUCGAGCAAUCAGGGUCUCUGUCUUGUCGACUGGGGUAGAGGAAUAGACUUGAGCCUGUUUCCAAGCACCACCGAGUUUACUGGCGAUUGUCGUACCUCAGGCUUUCGUUGCACGGAGAUGAAGGAGAACAAACCUUGGAAGUUUCAGGUGGACACUUACGGACUUUGUGUAAUCGUGCACAUGAUGCUGCACAACACCUACAUGGAGGUUGGAAAGAAACAGGCACUCGAUGGUGGCCACAUAAAUUUCCCAAGAACUUCUUUUAAAAGAUACUGGAAUGUGGAUCUGUGGAAGGAACUGUUCACGAAGCUGCUCAACAGAGAGACGUGUGGGGAUGACACGGAGACACUGAGGAAUCUGAGAAAGACUAUGGAAGAGUAUUUAUGCUCUGAUCCUAAGCUCAUGAACAAGCUUAACGAGUUACUCACCAAACAACGUGUCUCUUUAUGUUCUUCGUAAUUAUUUCGAAUUUGGGGUAGUUAAAGAGUCUCUGUAAAGUCUGUUUGUGUAAAAAACAUUGAGAGGCUUUGCUUGCCUCUCAAGUAACACGCAUUUUGUGAGGGAGGAUGGUUCAUGUCAGAGACAUUAGGCGGAGCGCUCGGCUGAAAAGCCAUAAAUCCUUACAAAACAGACAAAAAUGCUAUCACUCUAAUAAUUAAUUUCUU
Eutrema salsugineum is the source of this 1858-nucleotide messenger RNA. Its product is annotated as mitotic checkpoint serine/threonine-protein kinase BUB1. The record is from RefSeq and is a predicted model, not a curated record. The transcript has 14 exons. NCBI's taxonomy places the organism in Eukaryota, Viridiplantae, Streptophyta, Magnoliopsida, Brassicales, Brassicaceae. Gene Ontology annotation, biological process: protein phosphorylation; meiotic sister chromatid cohesion, centromeric; mitotic spindle assembly checkpoint signaling. Bases 57 to 1652 code for a protein of 531 amino acids. Gene Ontology annotation, molecular function: protein kinase activity; ATP binding.